CAUCAGCGCAGACCACAGAGAGGCUUUUCCGGUCAUUCUGUGCGUCCCGUUGAUCGCUGCUGCUGUGAUGAAGAGCAUGAGACUGUCCUGUUAGCGGAUCACCGGACUGUUGAUCUCUUCGGAUCUUAAGAAACCGCCAAAAGGUAGAUGGACUAUAUCGGGCGGGACACUUCAGCCUGCUGGGACAAAUGUCUCUGACACACUCCAAGACUCUCCUCUGUGAAGACAAGAACACAAUCAAACUGCUGUAGUUUAUCAUCCUGACAUGAUGGGGGGGUCACUCUGGAUUUCUCGAGGUGCUACUGAAGCGGUGUUCAGAAGGAGCUUCAUCACAGUUCUUCCUCUGGCUUUAUUGUUGCCAACAUUGACAGUCAGUGCACAAAUAGGAGGUACUUUGGACUGCCACAAGAUUUGUGUGUGCGCCAGCAACAUCAUCAGCUGCUCCAAGAUGAAUCUAACCAACGUUCCUGUCGCUCUUCCACAAUAUACAGCGGUUCUGGAUCUCAGCUUUAACAGAAUCAUCAGGCUACGGGCUGAGUGGACCUCGGUAACACUAGACAGACUACACACUCUGUUGCUCAGCCACAACAACCUCACCUUUCUCUCCUCUGAGGCGUUUGCAUAUGUGACAAAGCUUCGUUACCUGGACCUUUCCUUUAAUGGAAUCCGCCAGCUGGAUGAGUACAUUUUUGAGCCGCUGGAGUACCUUGAGGUGCUGCUGCUUUACAGCAACUGCAUCUCUCAGAUAAGUACCUCUGCCUUCUCUGGCCUCAUCAACUUGCAGAGGCUCUAUCUGAGUCAGAACAAGAUCUCACGCCUUCCCUUGGAGCUGGUGAAGGAUCAGACGAGGCUGGAAACUCUUAGACUGCUGGAUGUGUCCUCCAACAAAAUCAAAGUCCUGCCCCUCCAUGAUCUUCAGGCUCUGCCCGCCUGGGUCAAGAGUGGUCUGUACUUCCACAACAACCCUCUGCCCUGCAGCUGUGAGGUGCACGACAUGGUGGCCCGCUGGCACCUCAAGGAGCUCAGCUCUACCAUGGACUUCAAGGGCAGCCACACUUGUUUGUUACCAGGCCACCAGAAAGAGAAAAUGGCCAUACUGGAUCUAGACAAGCAGUUUUUGAACUGCAGUGAGGUUAGGGUUAAUGACAAAGAAAGCUAUCUGGAGCAGUUCCUGGUUCUGGACUGUGACAGCAGGGAGAGGCACAUGAUGAAGACCUGGGCGCUGCCUGGAAACAUCAAAGUGCCCCCAGCCUCUGUCACUGCUGUGAAGCGUUCUGACGGCAGCCUCCGGAUUGGGCCCCUGAAGGCAGAGGACUCAGGGGUCUACACCUGCUAUGCCACCAGUGACUCCUUCAAUGAGACGCUGUAUGUAACUGUAAUGGUGUUUAAUUCCACAAAAAGCGGUGGGCUGGAGAACCUAAAAACGGCCUAUACCACCCUCAUAGCAUGUCUGAUCAGUUUAGUUAUGGUUCUCAUCUACCUCUAUCUCACACCCUGCCGCUGCGCUUGUUGUCCAGGUCAAGGCCUGGAGAAAAGCGACCCCAGAGACAGCCUCCACUCUUCAACUGUUAGCAUCUCUCAGGCACACGAAGAGAUGGGGCAAGAAAGAGUGGAAGGCGGAGGCUUCGCCUACAGACAUGUGGCCUUCCUGCAACCCAAGGACCAGCUGGAGCAGAACGGGAGGUUGAAUCCAAUAGGCGAGGAAGACGAGGAGUGGCAGGGGGACAACAGGGAGAGAAGGAGGUCUGAUGCAGAGUCUGUCAGCUCUGUGUGCUCCGAUACCCCCAUGGUGGUGUAAAAGUCAGUGGCAUGGCUUGAGGGUAAGACAGUGAUGGCUCGACCCAUGUGGCUGCUACACAGGGAUUUGUAUGCUUUGAAUGUGUGCACGAUUCAAAAGCUUUAGUUGGCUCUCACAGCUGGUGGCACUGUUAUAGUAGCAAUGUCUUGAUAAAAACAAUUUAGAAACAGCCCAAAACAUUCUGAUAAUGCAGAAAGAUGUGGUUAAAAUAAAUAGUGAAUAGUGUCACUUUUACUGCAAAUUAUUGGCUGGCCCUGCAAGAAAUUGCUAUGCAAGUCGAGUGUUUAAGGCUUCACUUUAAAUAAAAGUUAUACAGCUUUUUUAUGCACUGGAUCACAGCACUGCAAAGAUUUAGAGGUGUAUCACAAAAGUUGCUGCUUGAAAGAGAAGCUCAUUUUUAUGCAGAGUUCACCUAAUUAUCACUGCAAGAUGCCAGAAGGUGCAACGUGUAAGAUACCAGAUGUUGAGAGUUUACAGUUUUGAUGUUAUGUCAAAGACGACUAUGCAUUGUAUUGCAGAGAUACAGUAUCUCCUGGGAGGACGAAAUGAAAACACAAACACAAAGACUGCUAAGUUAAACGAUAGGCCGACGGCACACGAGAAGAGCUAAGCUAGCAGCGUUAUUAUGACCAGCUCUCAGAGUUUCAGCAGUUUGGUCGAAUUCUGCGUAUUCAUGCCCUGCCGUUAGUUGUUACUUUAAAUGUAAUAACCUACGACUGUAGAUUUUGGUUGUAUGGACCCAGUAGUAGAGGUGAAAAGCUGCCCCUGCAUGUGGCCAAGCAUUACACGUUGCACCUUUUAAUAUUCUUGCUAUAUUUACCGUUUGGUUUCGUCUGCCUUUACAGGACAUACUGUAAGGAUUACUCUUAUGCAAUUUUAUCUAUUUAUAUUAAAUUAGAUUUGAGUGUGAUUUAAUGCUCAGUUAAUAAUAUUUGCGUUUGCAGUAACUGAGCUUCUAUUGAAGUGUUUUUUUGAUUUAAAUACUGCUUUGUAUGCAAGUCUAUUUGAAGUAAUUUUGGAUUCAGCAUAUUUACAGAAUCAUUAACACAGCCUGUUAGGAUACAUUGUACUUUUACUGUAAUUCACUUUAUGCAGAAAUCACAAUUUAUAUUAGUAAUAGUUUGAAUUGUUUCUCAAAAACAUGAUAACAAAAGGUUUUAAGAGAAACCAGACGACAGCCAGUGUAGUGGCAGUUAUUAAAGAUGACCACAUGCACACACUGUAAGUAUUACUGACUGAUAUAUACCUCUUUAAAUCUAUAUAAAUACAACUAAUGACUAAUUACAGACACAUGUACAUGAAAUAUUGAUGAUGAGCCAGUUAUUUCACACAAUAUUUAAAUUGCACGGUACUUGUGUGAUGAUUCAACAAAGAAAACGCCUUUCUAUUAUGAAUGAGUUCCAGUAGUUGCUACAUGUCACGACUUCAUUUGCACAUAUCACAGUUGACAGUUUCCACUGUCAGUGUAGCUGAUACAGAUUUAAGCCUUAAUUCUUCCGUGUGAACUGUGUAGGAAGGGUUAAUCAUGUUCAAAAAUACUAUAAUGCCAAUUCUAGUUUAGACUAGAUGCAUAAGAGUGGGUUCAAAAUCCCAAAAUAAAUCCUACUUUAUUUGUUACGAUGCAAUGAAAACGACAUAUUCAGCAUGAGAUUCAGACUGCUGACAUCCUGUCCCAUUAGACAGUUAAUAGCAGCCAGGAAGCAUCGCCCAAGGGGAACCACUGAGAGCGAGUACCAUCUACUGAAUGUUUCUGAGCAUUAGUGCCCAACCCUCAACAAAUCUUUAAAUGCCAGCCAGCCAGCAGUCUCAUAAACACAGUCAGAAAUAGCAGCUAAUAGUGCAGCCAACAUGCAGGCUGCCUGACGCAGAUGAAAUGUAAAUAUAGAAGUAGAAGUUUUUAAACACAUCUUCAUUUUAGUUACAUUGCUAAAAUACCUUCAAAAAGCUGUCCAUGACAAGAGAUGGAGUCCCGUACAAAAGAUGUUUUCACAAAACCUAAAGUCACUCUGGCUCUGUAGCUGAGGAGCGAUUGUCACAGAACACAAUUUAAAAUGAUAUUAAUAACAUAACAAUUAUUAUUCAGUGAAGCAAUUUAACAGCAAAACAUAAUCCCAGAUGAUAGAUGUAGCAUUGUACGGUAGAUGUACUUUUAUUUAUGAAGAAACUAUUAUUAUCACUUCUCGUGGUGCCUUUUCAAGAUCAUUUUGGUAAUUCAACACCUUUAAUUAAAUGUCUUCGUAGGAAUUACAGCACUAAAAAUACUCAUGGCAUUGUGUGCGUGGUCUAAUAGUAUUAUAAUGUAGCUACGUCACCACUUAUAUCUCUGAAAAAGGGAACAUAUCUACUGUAUGUUAAUGUUGUGCACAUCUUUCCCCUCUGAAAGUUACUUGUAACCAAAGACUGAGUUUCGUGCUGAGAAUUUAUAAACUACAUGUUCAGUGUUUACAGUCAGCACAGUUAUAUUUAGUAUGUUAAGUUAACCAACUGUGUUUUGUUUGUUUGUGUUGAGCAACACAUUUAUAUUUUAAUAUAUGCAAUCCUGUAUUUUUAUUAUUUACUGCAUUAUAUCGUGUCUAUUAUUGUAUUGUUCAUGUAUUUUAUAAACUACAAAAACAUGGCAACAAAGAGUGAAUGAUGUUCGUUAUGUUCCUUUAAGCACUGAAUAUGUCAAACUGAGCUGAAGUCACAGACUUUUUUAAAAGAUAAAGUUAAAGGAAUUUUUCAACAUUUUGGGAAAUGUGCUUAUUCACUUUCUUCCCCCGAGAGUUAGAUGAGAAGAUUGAUACCACUUCUAAUCUAACUGACUGCAAGAAAGUGUAUUUUCCAAAACGUUAAAGUGCUCUAGAUGUGACCGAACAGAUAUGAUGAUGACCUCAUUUUGACGUCUGUUUAGGCUCAAGAUCAGGCCUCAG
Messenger RNA from Cottoperca gobio, 4710 nucleotides. RefSeq names its product amphoterin-induced protein 1-like. Gene Ontology annotation, cellular component: membrane. The record is from RefSeq and is a predicted model, not a curated record. Gene Ontology annotation, molecular function: protein binding. Gene Ontology annotation, biological process: brain development. The transcript has 2 exons. The coding region runs from base 266 to 1798 and encodes 510 amino acids. Lineage: Eukaryota; Metazoa; Chordata; Actinopteri; Perciformes; Bovichtidae.